Fundulus heteroclitus (mummichog) is the source of this 2342-nucleotide messenger RNA. RefSeq names its product ubiquitin carboxyl-terminal hydrolase 37-like. Gene Ontology annotation, molecular function: cysteine-type endopeptidase activity; cysteine-type deubiquitinase activity. Lineage: Eukaryota; Metazoa; Chordata; Actinopteri; Cyprinodontiformes; Fundulidae. Gene Ontology annotation, cellular component: cytosol; nucleus. The transcript is spliced from 12 exons. Bases 380 to 1579 code for a protein of 399 amino acids. The record is from RefSeq and is a predicted model, not a curated record. Gene Ontology annotation, biological process: G1/S transition of mitotic cell cycle; protein deubiquitination.
GUUGAUGCACAUCUUGUUUUGGUCGACAGGCAGUGCUCAAGCCCCAACUAGUGGUGAAAAUGUGUUUAUUGCUCCCAUAAGAGCUUUAAAAAUAGCACUGAAAGUUUAAAGUAUAUACUAAAACUAAACUGGAUAGCCUAGGUAAUAGGAUUCAGCCUUAGGAUGGCUGAACUACACAGUUAAACAUCUCUUUCUUUUUAUCACCAGUGUCUGCGUCCUGAACGACAUUUCAGGACAACUUGGAGUCCAGGUGGAGACUGCUCCUGAUGGUGGCACUCUUCCCUCAGUUGCCGCUGAGAAAGACUUACACACCGUGAAAGAAGACAGCGGAGAAGUAUUUCUGACCUCUUCUGCCACAGAAGAGAGUUUAAAGAGAACCAUGGAAGUGGCAAAUACGGAACCUGGACACCAAGAUGUUUCCUGCACACAAUCUUCUCCUGAGUCAGGAAAAAAUGAGACUUUUAAAAGCAUAAAAAACAUGUGUGGGUUAAUCCUGUCUCAACUGUUUCAUAAGGCUGAAUUCAACCGUCCAGGACUCAACCACUCAGCAAAGCCUUCUUCAAGUACCAAGAAAACCAUCCCCAAACAGGAGCUGGUCUGCUUUGGGUUACCCAACCUGGGCAUGACUUGCUACAUGAACUCCAUCCUCCAAAGCCUCCUAAAUCUAAACUGCUUCGUUCAAGAGAUCCACAAGCAGCUGCCUGUGUGGCGCUUUCUCCCCGGAUCUCAGCUCUUCAGAUGGUUUCUAGAUAUUGAAGCCAGUCGCUUCACCAACAUCAGAGAGGACAAAAUGUUGGUUCUAUCCACUUUUAAAUGGACUGUCGCUGAAUAUAAUUCAGAUUUUGACGAUGACGAGCAGAAGGAUGCCCAUGAGUUCCUCGUUUGUGUUCUGGACAUAAUGAGGUCUGUGUCAUCUGAGGUUGAGCUGACAGCUGUAAACUCUGGCCUGACCUACACGUGCCCAGUCCAGGAACACAUUACACUUCAGAUGUUAAACGUCAGAACCUGCAGGGGAUGUGGUGAGCAGUCCUAUAGAUUGGAGGACUUUGUUAACCUCAGUCUGGACCUGGUACCAGGGGGAACGGUGGGCCAGUGUCUGCAGGAGUAUCUCAAGGAGAACCAGAUAGAAUUCACAUGCCACUGUGGAGCGCAGCAGUCGUCCCUGCAGAGCUCUUUCUCCACCCUGCCGAAUGUGCUGAUCCUGCACCUAAAGCGCUUUAUAGUCACCAGGUCCUACACUGUCAACAAGAUGAAGAAUCCCAUCACUUUGUCAAAAGAACUUGUGCUGAAGGAAGAGUAUAUGGCCAACAGAAAUACGACAGCUCGUUAUUCUCUGGUGAGCGUCGUCAGCCACAUGGGCUCCAGUGCUGACAGUGGUCAUUACAUCUGCGACAGUAUCUACGGAAGGCCGGAUAUGGGGGAUUCAGCCAACCUUUGGCUAACAUAUAAUGAUGAGCGUGUUAGCCAGACAACAGCAGAAGAUGUCUGUCGCCGAAGAGAAACAACUGCUUUCCUGCUGUUCUAUGAAAAACAGGCCCUUGAAGAGCUAACACACCUGCCAUCAGGGCUGCAAUAUUGACUGCAGCAAGCAAUGCCACAAAUUACUACAGUGGCUUGCAAAAUUAUUCACAUGUCUUUAACUUUUCCACAUAUUGUCACAUUACAACCAAAAAUACAAAUACAUUUUAUUGGAAUCUUAUGUGAAAGAUAAACUGCUAUACAACUGUGAAGUAGCAAGAAACUAAUACAUGGUCUCUUUUUUUAAACAAAUAAAAAACUGAAAAGAGCAAUGUGCAAAAGUAUUCAGCACCCAGUAAAUAUUUCUUGGAACCGCGUUUUGCUGUAAUUACUUCAAGUCUGUACCAGUUUUCCACAUGUUGUGACUGAAAUUUAUGGCCAUUCUUCUUUGCAAAAUAGUUCAAGCACAGUCAGAUUAGAUUGAGAGCGUUUGUGAAUAGCAGUUUUCACACCUUAUCAGAUCCACAGAUUCUUGAUUCGGUUUAAGUAAGAGGUCGACCGAUGCAGGUUUUUAAGGCCGAUACCGAUUAUUUUGACAUCAGGCAAAUCGAUAACCGAUACGUAAAAAUUAAAAUAAUACAACUGAAAAUGUUGAGUACAACACAAAGUAUCCAUCUUAUAAUAAACACACUUUUGAAAUUCUCUUUAAUUUCAUAGUAACAUUUACCCAAUGAUAUUUAAUUACUCAAAUGCAGACUUUGGUGAAUUAAAAUCUGCCAUAAAUUUGAUUAUUAAAAUUGGCUAGAAAUUAAAAUUGGAAAGAACUGACCCAAAUACUGUUCUUAUAUUGCUAGACCAAAAAGAGUUAAAUUUUUUAUUGUUAA